Trichoplax adhaerens is the source of this 2274-nucleotide messenger RNA. RefSeq lists its product as uncharacterized. Gene Ontology annotation, molecular function: phosphatase activity. The coding region runs from base 1 to 2274 and encodes 757 amino acids. The transcript has 19 exons. The record is from RefSeq and is a predicted model, not a curated record. Gene Ontology annotation, biological process: phosphatidylinositol dephosphorylation. NCBI's taxonomy places the organism in Eukaryota, Metazoa, Placozoa, Uniplacotomia, Trichoplacea, Trichoplacidae.
AUGGCUUCCAACAUUAAUUCCAAGUUGUUGUCAUGUCAAGCUUAUGAUCCAUCGCUUACUGCCGAAAAAGCUGUUGAACUGGUUCAAGCAACUGAAAUGCAGGGAGCAUUUGUAAUUAGGCCUAGCGGAAGUGCUAAAGGCGAUUUAACCAUUACUGCUUACUGGGAUGGGAAAAUUUAUCAUCAUCGUAUUAUUAUUACGCCGACCAGGAUUAUUGUCCCGGAAGUUAGUAAACCUGGAGGCAUCCCAGAAAAUUUAAAAUAUUUUACGGACCUCAACUCAGUUACUGCCUAUUAUAAAGACAACUUUAAAUUGGUCUUUAAGACAUUAACCCCUCUUAAUGUAGCAGAAACACAUUUAAAUCACCAUCAAGCUCGUCCACUACCUCAGCCUAUUCCAACCAAUUCCCACAAUCAGCCUCGAUCAAAUGAUGCACAAUUGACGCCAGGAUCUUCAAUUAAGACUUCAACAAAUCCAUUUAAAAAUAUUAAAGGAGAACAAACCCCAGCUAAUCAAAGAAAACCUCACAUUCACAUCAUCCGAGGAGAUCGCUUUGCGGAUGAUGGCAAUCAACUGGUUUUUGACAACGUUAGCGAUAUUUUGAAUUUUCGCCGUCGUGAGGAGGGUGUUUACGGGAUAGAUAAGAUUCCCAGAAACAGUAUUUCUUCCAACCGGCAUCAUAAUGAAGUUUUUGAGGAAGCUCAUAGACAAUUUGGAAGAUUAUCAUAUGGUUACCAGGAGACACAACUACUGCAGGACUAUCUCAGGCAAGGCAUUAACAAAGACGUCGAAGGUAUUCAAAAUGGAGAAUUAUCGUGUGAACGCCUUGAGACGCUUUUGCUAUCCUUAGCUAGUAAAGUAAAUAAGGAAAUGGAUGGAUAUUAUAACUAUCUGAAGAAUCUAGAGCAAGUACUUAUGCGGUUAACAGAACCAUCGGAAAUUCCCUGCAAGUUUCUUACCCGUACUGAUGAAUGGAAAAACCGUCAAAUGACAUUAGGUGACAUGGUAUGCCAGUUUGAGGUCUGCAAAAAUCUCAUAACAGAAAUCCAUAAGAAAUUUUAUAAAAUGAUGGAAGUUAAAGCCGCUACAAAUAUCAACGAAUUUAAUCAUGCAGAAUCUUACGAAUUUGUUGAUAUUUCCGAAAGAACAGAUCGUAAUUCUGACGAUGAAGACAUAGAUAAUGAAAACUACGACAAGCUUCAAUUUUCUACGUUAGAGCGUAAUACGAAUCCAAUACAAACCAUGUCAGAGCCAGAUACUUCUCAUGAAGGUCAAAAUAUGUUCGCAUUCAAUGAAUCUACGCUGUUCUCGGAUCAAGAACCUCAACCAAACUUUGAGGAUCUGGACAAAUUCUACGGUAUUUUAGAUAGUCUCAGCAGUGAUUUGACGCCUAAAGCAAAAGUCAAAAUAUUUGUUGGCACAUGGAAUAUGGGUGGAAAUCUCUCUAAAGCUCCAAAUAUUCGACCUUGGCUAACAUGCCAAGGAUCCACCAAUAUAUCUUCAUCUUUACAGGAAGGGUAUGAUAUUUACGUUAUUGGUACUCAGGAGAGUGGAAUGAGUAAUCUUACAACCUGGACUAAUCAUGUGAAAAAUUUAUUAAACCAAAUGACUGCAAAAUUUUACGUGAAGCUGGAUGCACUAGGCUUAGUUCAAAUGAAGAUUGCAGUAUUCUGUAGCCUUGAUUACCAUAAAGUGAUCACUAAUAUCAAACAUGACUUUGUUAGAACUGGUAAUAUACCUGGAGUUCCAAGAUUUGGCAACAAAGGUGCAGUAGCCAUUUCCUUUCAGCUCCAUCAAACCCAUUUUUGUUUCAUUAAUAGUCACUUGGCUGCAAGAGCAGAAAACCUAGUAAAGCGAAAUGAUGAAGUUCAACGAAUUGCCCAAAAUUUGCGCCUAGGAAAUUUUCAAUCGAAGCUACAAGAUGUCACUCAUCAAUUUCAUCAUAUAUUUUGGUUUGGAGAUUUAAAUUACCGUGUUGAUGCGAAUAUAAGCGAAGUCAAUGAGAAAGUGAUCAAUAAACAAUUUACAGGCCUUCUGAAUAAGGACCAACUUAAUCAACAGAAAAGCGAUGGAAUAAUCUUUUUUGAUUGGGAGGAAAAGCAAAUUGAUUUCGCACCUACCUAUCGCUUGGUUGUUGGUUCAAACAACCGUUACAUGUGUUACAAAAAUAAAGGUAAAAAUAAGCUCAUCGUUAACGCUCAUUCUUGGUGCGAUCGAAUUUUAUGGAAGUCUUAUCCACAGCAGAAAGUAAAGUGUUUAGCUUAUGGCAAGUAA